AUGGCUACAAUCGAUCAGACGUCGGACUCAACUUAUCAAGACGAAUUUACCCGAGAUGGAUAUAUAUUCGAGAAAGAUCCAGAGGCGGGGCAAAGAGUCGAAGAGAUGGAAGCAGCCUGCAUUCCUUUCGCUUCCCAGGCAGGGUUGCAGUUCUACAAAACCAACGUCCUUGAUGAUCCGGUAUCUCCUGUACUAGCUAUUCUCUUGCAUUUGAAAGCUGACUUUGCAAAGCGGAAGCGACAGGUUCUUGAUUCCUGUUUCCAGUGGUUUGGACUAGGGCUUUACCGAACUUUUGGCUCCAUGCCCGGUUGCGAUUAUGCUUUUCGACAGAGCGAUUUGUCCUCAAAGACCGAAUCGCUAUUGAUACAAUUUUGGAAGAAGGGCUCGAAGGUUACAUUUUGGAAAGGGUCACACCAUAAGCAAAUCACCACUAUGAAGGGAGAAAAUAAUUUGUGGAGAGCGCCUCGCGUAGCACUCACAAGGCUGGGCCUUGAGCCUGUUCACGUUAUAUUUGAGAAUGGGGGUUUUUCUAUCCGCGACACCCGCCUUUUUGUUGAAGUAUCGGAAGGAAAUGCUAUUACAUUUGGAAUCGCCUCGAAGGACGUCUUAGAAAAGUGGUGGGCUCCCAUGAAACUUCCUCGGCCCCUCCAGGCAGUAGUCAAGAAUAUGGAAGGACCCAACUAUGGCAUGAACGUUACAUACUUUGAUGGCAAGCGUGAGUCUGGGGCUCUUGGUUUCAGCUCACCGCCUGAUUAG
Messenger RNA from Penicillium daleae, 756 nucleotides. RefSeq lists its product as uncharacterized. The record is from RefSeq and is a predicted model, not a curated record. The coding region runs from base 1 to 756 and encodes 251 amino acids. The transcript is spliced from 2 exons. Lineage: Eukaryota; Fungi; Ascomycota; Eurotiomycetes; Eurotiales; Aspergillaceae.